AUGACUUCAGCUUUCGCUUCCUUUGGAUGUCUUGACGAAGUUAUUCAAGUGAUUUAUCAAGGCGCUGAUCGUUUCGUUCUACUUUCCUUUGUGAACAAUGAAGAAUGGUCCAUCAAGCUUGGAUUGGCCGGCACCGAGGGCAGAUGGUGGAAUGGAAGCUGGGUUGAAAGUGAUAUCUUCGCUAUCGUUGGCUCAAAACCUUCUGCAACUGUACUGGAAAAAUUCUCGCAAAAACUGGCAGAUAGCUUAGUUCAGGGUGAACUAUUCAUCAGCAAUUGGAGUCCGGAGUCAUCGAAUGCGUCGAUUAAACUCACCUUUGCGCCAGGUUCAAUAAAGCCUAUGCAUAUGUCUCUCACCGAGAUUAGUGCAGACCAGGCGGCAUCCUUUGCUUCGGAAAUCUUCCUCGAGAUUGCUAUAAAGGCCAAAUCUCGACAAUGCCGACUGCAUGAUCCUGGAUACGCUGCGCCAGGUGGAGUUGUAUCAACCGCCUCACCUUCCAGAGUCACUGGCUCGAAACGUCAGGACGUGAAGUACAGCUCGGAUGAGGCGCCGGAUGCAAAGCCAAUUCCUAAUCAUAAACGGCCAAGCGAUGUUAGCAGGCGCAAGGUUCAGGAACUUUCCCCAGACCCCGAACCAAAGUCAAAGAGUGUGAAAGGGGCUCCACGCCCAAUCAAGGGUGCGUCUUUGGCAAACCCUAAUAAAAAAGCACGCAAAUACCAGGCAAUUGAAUUUGGGAGUGAUGAAGAAUAA
Marasmius oreades (fairy-ring Marasmius) is the source of this 750-nucleotide messenger RNA. RefSeq lists its product as uncharacterized. The transcript is spliced from 6 exons. The coding region runs from base 1 to 750 and encodes 249 amino acids. The record is from RefSeq and is a predicted model, not a curated record. Lineage: Eukaryota; Fungi; Basidiomycota; Agaricomycetes; Agaricales; Marasmiaceae.